AUGGUCGUCCAGCGAACAGUGGUCGUCGGAGCGGGCCCUGUCGGCGCCCUCGCCGCUCUUUAUGCGGCCCAGAGAGGAGACGAAGUGGAGGUCUAUGAGCUGAGAGGAGAUUUACGGGAUCCGUCCACAACACCGCUCAACUUCACAAAAUCCAUCAACCUUGCUCUUUCCGAGCGUGGCAUCAAUUCCAUGCGGCUGCUCAACCGCUCUGGGUUGAUUGACUCUGUCUUGAGUGAAACCAUUCCCAUGCAUGGACGCAUGAUCCAUGGCAGCAAGAACGGAGAGAACUACGAGGAAUCGCAAGCGUAUGAUAUACAUGGCCGAGCCAUAUUGGCAGUAGACCGCCACAACCUGAACAAGCGCCUCCUGGAUGAGCUUGAGGACAUGCCCAACGUGAAACUGCUCUUCAACCACAAGCUCGUUGGUGCAGACUUCAAGAACAACACCGCCUGGUUCGAAGAUAUGACCAAGAAAGACCAAUCAAAUCCUUUCCAGGGUCCAACAACAGCGUCAGGUUACAGGGAAAUCGAGAUCAAGUUUGACUUCAUGAUUGGCGCUGAUGGCGCCCAUUCUGCUGUUCGCUACCACAUGAUGAAGUUUACACGCAUGGACUAUACCCAAGAAUACAUUGACACCCUCUGGUGUGAAUUUCACAUCAAACCGGACUCGUCCAACACCUCCAAACAUGGCGGCUUCAAAAUAUCCCCCAACCACCUACACAUCUGGCCUGGCGGUUCGUUCAUGUUCAUUGCCAUCCCCUCGCUCGACAAGUCUUUCACAUCGACCCUCUUCCUCCCGGCCGACCGCAUCGCCGAAAUCAACGCCGACCCUCGGAACCGGCUGGUGCCCUUCUUCCAAGCACACUUCCCCGGCGUCGUCCCGGAGCUCAUCUCAGCGGAAGACCUGCAACGCCAGUACCUCGAGAACCCGCACCUGCCGCUCAUCAGCAUCAAAUGCGCGCCAUACCACGUCGGCAGCUCAGCCGUCAUCGUCGGCGACGCGGCGCACGCGAUGGUCCCGUUCUACGGCCAGGGGAUGAACGCGGGUCUCGAAGACGUGCGGACGCUGUACGACUGGCUCGACCGCUUCGUGCCGCCCGCGCCCGCGACGUCCAAGGUCGAGGACAGCCAGUACGUGCUGGUCAGCGGCGACGCGGCAGAGCGCGCGAAGCAGCGCGCCAGGGCGCUGGAGGAGUACUCGCGCUUCCGCCGCCCGGACGCGCACUCCAUCAACGACCUCGCGCUCAGGAAUUACCAAGAGAUGCGGUCGGACGUCAAGUCGCCGGUUUACCGCCUGCGAAAGGCGGUUGAGGAGUGGUUGAGCGUGUGGUUCCCCGGCUCGGGCAUCGCGACGCAGUACUCACGGGUCAGCUUCGGAAACGAGCGGUACUCGGUGGUGGAGAAAGUGGUGGAGAAGCAGGGCAAGGUGCUGCUGGCGGGGAUGUCGGGCAUGCUGGUUGGCACGGUGGGCUGGGUCGCGUGGCUGGCGUGGAAGAUGAACAGGGUCGAUGACGGCUCGAAGAACGCCGCCAUUUGGCUGGGAAGAACGAUAAAGGAGAGCGCUAGGAAGUUCGUUUAA
This is a messenger RNA of Diplodia corticola, 1578 nucleotides long. RefSeq names its product kynurenine 3-monooxygenase. The transcript has 3 exons. Lineage: Eukaryota; Fungi; Ascomycota; Dothideomycetes; Botryosphaeriales; Botryosphaeriaceae. Gene Ontology annotation, biological process: NAD+ metabolic process; quinolinate biosynthetic process; L-tryptophan catabolic process. The record is from RefSeq and is a predicted model, not a curated record. Bases 1 to 1578 code for a protein of 525 amino acids. Gene Ontology annotation, molecular function: FAD binding; NAD(P)H oxidase H2O2-forming activity; kynurenine 3-monooxygenase activity. Gene Ontology annotation, cellular component: mitochondrial outer membrane.